GCAGCCAAUUCAUCCAAUGGACCUGCCUACAGCAGCGUAGGCCUCGCCCCAACUGCAGGGAAGGAGGCGGUGGGGUUUGCUGCAGCGCUCACUCUCCACCCGGACUCCGCCAUGUUGGGUUUUGUGGGUCGUGUGGCCGCUACCUCGGCCUCCGGGGCCUUGCGGGGACUCAGCCCUUCAGCGUCGCUACCCCCAGCGCAGCUCUUACUGCGGGCCACUCCAACGGCGGUCUAUUCUGUCAGAGACUAUGCGGCGCAAACAUCUCCUUCACCUAAGGCAGGCGCCGCCACCGGGCGCAUCGUGGCGGUCAUUGGCGCAGUGGUGGACGUCCAGUUUGAUGAGGGACUACCACCGAUCCUAAAUGCCCUGGAAGUGCAAGGCAGGGAGACCAGACUGGUUUUGGAGGUGGCCCAGCAUUUGGGUGAGAGCACAGUAAGGACCAUUGCUAUGGAUGGUACAGAAGGCUUGGUUAGAGGCCAGAAAGUACUGGAUUCUGGUGCACCAAUCAAAAUUCCUGUUGGUCCUGAGACUUUGGGCAGAAUCAUGAAUGUCAUUGGAGAACCUAUUGAUGAAAGAGGUCCCAUCAAAACCAAACAAUUUGCUCCCAUUCAUGCUGAGGCUCCGGAAUUCAUGGAAAUGAGUGUUGAGCAGGAAAUUCUGGUGACUGGUAUCAAGGUUGUGGAUCUGCUAGCUCCCUAUGCCAAGGGUGGCAAAAUUGGGCUUUUUGGUGGUGCUGGAGUUGGCAAGACUGUACUGAUCAUGGAGUUAAUCAACAAUGUUGCCAAAGCCCAUGGUGGUUACUCUGUGUUUGCUGGUGUUGGUGAGAGGACCCGUGAAGGCAAUGAUUUGUACCAUGAAAUGAUUGAGUCUGGUGUUAUCAACUUAAAAGAUGCCACCUCUAAGGUAAGCACUGGGCUGAUUGAUGUCCACAUGGUAGUUACGCCGGGAAACUAUUGCCAGUUGAAGCCAUGUUCUAUAUUUUCUAUUUAUUUUUUAAAUUUUAAUAUUUUCAUUUUCAUGUCCUAGGACCUACAAAGGAAAUUCCUGUUAGUGUUUUCCCCCCAACUUUCAAUACACUACUAAUGGACAUUUUCUUUCCUCUUUGAUAUUGACAUUAAAUAAUAUUUCCAGGUUU
This is a messenger RNA of Sapajus apella (tufted capuchin), 1135 nucleotides long. RefSeq names its product ATP synthase subunit beta, mitochondrial-like. Lineage: Eukaryota; Metazoa; Chordata; Mammalia; Primates; Cebidae. The coding region runs from base 112 to 1026 and encodes 304 amino acids. The record is from RefSeq and is a predicted model, not a curated record. Gene Ontology annotation, biological process: proton motive force-driven mitochondrial ATP synthesis; proton transmembrane transport. Gene Ontology annotation, molecular function: ATP binding. The transcript has 5 exons.